Molecule: messenger RNA, 588 nt
Organism: Rotaria sp. Silwood2
Lineage: Eukaryota; Metazoa; Rotifera; Eurotatoria; Philodinida; Philodinidae
Source: the annotation of a GenBank genome assembly
AUGGAUGCAAACGGCGAUAAGUUGGGAAUUGAUAUUCUUGAGGAUAUAGUGCUAUCUGAUUGCGAUAUUGAUAUGUUUUCUGAUGAUCAAGAUCUGCCAACGUUCGAUUUUGACAGUUCAGAUAGUUUCAUGCAAGAAAUAUUUACGUUAUCAGAUGAAUUACAACCUACAUUUAAUCCAGCUGACAAUGUUUCGUAUGAUAUGACAACGAAUUCAAGAGAAUGGUUAGUUAUGGAUAAAGCUUCCAAGCGUCAGAGACCACCUCGUCUUUACGAAUAUCUUCUUCUUCUUCUUGAAAAUUCACAUUAUACUUCUUAUGCAUCUUAUACGAACAAAUCUGAAGGUAUUUUUCAAAUUCAUGAACCUGACAAGGUUGCCGAACUUUGGCAAAAAGUCAAAAGUCGACAAUCAAAUCAAAAAAUGACUUAUGAUAAAUUUGCGCGGGCCGUACGAUGGUAUUAUCAAGCCGGUAUAAUGAAAAAAACAAAUACUCGUUAUACAUUUCAAUUUUCGCUGAAAACAAUGAAAGAAUUUAGUAUCGAUCAAGAUAAUAACAAUAUGUUGCCCUAUCCUAAUAUGAUCCAGUGA